GAUUUUUUUUUAAAUACUGUCUCUAAAAUUACGCACCGUAUAAUCGCUCCUUCAUGUGUCAUGCUCUAACUGUCAUAUCUCACCUCGGUACAUUGAAUAUCUUCAUCUUGUGUGACCGACACUGCAGCCCGGUUCAUUUCAUUAUACAAUUUCCUUUACUUUCCUAAGUAAAUGUUUAUUUAGACUAGAAUACAAAGUGCUAAUUACAAACUCUUAGCUCUAAACUCCCCUCUCAAUGGAAGACAUCAACGGCGAUAUCAUCCAAUGGAGGAAGCUGUGGCAGUUUGUUUCGGGCAUACAUUACGGCACACCAAACGCGGAUGUUAAGGAGAAGCUGUUCCAGGUGUCGAAGGAGCUGGUCGACGGAAUACUGCACUACAAAAAGCCUACCAAAGCCUCGGAGGAAAAGCUGCAGAAGCUGAUCAAAGACAGGAACCAGCUGAAGCUGCAACCGUUCGCCAACAAACUGCACCAAUAUUUGGACAUAGAUGCGGUACAAUCAUGGCAAAUAUUGUGCUACUAUCUGGUGAACGAGUACCGCGGUGCGGCAACGGCACUGGCGGAGUACAUUUCCACCGAAACGUCGAUGGUGAAGCUGCUGCACGACAUUUGGACGUACCACACGCUGGAGCGCAUGGUGCAGCUGAAGGUGAUGAAGAAUCUAUUGGAAUACUUCCACUCCGGCACCCAUCCGUACUCGAAGGAGUACCGCGAGGUGGUGGAAAAGAUGGGCCUUCAGGCUUUGCGCAAAUCCUAUCUCGCCCAGCUAACGCACCUGAUAGCGGAUCCGCCCAGCUCGCAGAAAGCGCCGCUCGCGGGCGAUCUGCUGCACGGCCAAACGAGGGUCGCCUGUGCCGAACGGCGGCUGAGAGAAACGAACGAAAUCCUGCAGAUCCUGCUGCUGAUCGUACACUACAGCGGCAUCAGCCCGGAGGAGCUGGACCAACUGUUCAAGCUGUUCCGCGAGCAUUCGUUCGGCAAGCAGCAGGAGCACCUGGACCCGGGGUCGGAAAUCCAUGCCGAGCUGGUGAAGCGCAUCACGUACAAUGAGCUUGCGCUGGUUUUCCGCACGCUCGAUCUUUCCGACAAGUUUGACGACGCGGGCUGGAUCGAGCGGGUGGUGGCCGCGCUCGACGGACCGAUGGUGUCGCUGCAUCAAUUUCCCGAGCACGGGCCACUGUUGCUCGUGUGGAUGCUGUUCAACUUUCGCCUGCAGCACACCGUCGAGGACGAGGACACGACGAGACGCUACCAGCAGCUGGGAUCGCGGGCCAUCAAGCUCGGCGUGUUUGAGUAUCUGCACGCGAUCGUAUCGCAUCCGAUGUUUAAGGACCAGAGCCUGACGGCCAGGAUCGUACGAAAGUCCAUCUUUAACCACCUGGGAUUUCUGUGCCAACUGUUCGAUGCAGACGAAUCGAUCGCCCAUCACAGCAACAUUUACGAUCUGCUGAGUGAGCUGCUCACCUCGCCAACAAUUGCAACAGAGUUUUGCAAAAUCGAGGAUCACCCGAUACGGGCACUGUUCAACAUCUGUUUGGAGCACUUUCCGGUCGAGUUUACACCGUUGUCAAAGGUGGCGUACGCGCUCGCAUCGGCCGGCUCGUCGCAGAACAAAUACAUACAGGAGCUGGUGGAAAAUCUGCCCGUCUAUACGGAGCUGUACACCGGGCAGAACCAGUACGAGAUACGGAAAGCCGCCAGCUCGAACGAGGACGAGUUCAUCCUGUGCCACGAUUACACCCCAUCGAGCAAGAUUAAUUUCACCAUCCCGCGCGGUACGAAGCUGAUCGUGCGGGACCUGCACAACCAGCGGACGUACGUGCACUUUAGCACAGGCUACAAUUACUUUAACGCACUGCACCACGAGAUAAACGAACUGCUCGAGGACGCGCAAGCGACCAGCACGCUGAACUUGGAGCGGGUGCAGCGGAUUGCGACCGGGUUGAAGUACCUGGCCGUGGCCGUCCGACGCAUACAGCAACCGCACGACAUCACCGCGGAAAUGGUACACCCGACGGAGAUGGUGUUCGAUGUGCUGCUCAAGUUCCGAGCCGUCCCGAACCCGCCGGUCGAUUUGCUGGUACAGUGCCUGAACGUGUGCACCGCGCUGGUGCCGCUGUUCGAGCAGGAAAUAUACACGCGCAUCAUCAAUCUCAACAUUCUGCCUUCGGUGAACAACGCGAAUCUAACGUACCAGGACUACGCCAACGGUGUGGGGUACGAUUCGAGCCUUAUCGGGUACUAUCUGAUGAACGUGGAGCGGAACGCUGGUCGCUAUCCGAUCCUGAUGGCGUACUUUAACUUCCUCAAAACCUACACCAAACUUGGGCGCGACAACGUGUUCGGCGUGGAGCUACCGGGCGCCAUAUUUCUACUGCGCGAGGUGCUGCCGUACGCCAACAACUGGCGUUUCGAAACGAGCUCCGACCGGUACCGGGUGCUGGUGUUCGUCGUCCAGUACAUCUACGAAAUUCUGCAGCUGAGCGAAGACAAGCUCGAGAGCGAUUAUGCGCGCCGCGUGCUGCGGGACGCUUGCGUGUACAGCCUGCUGAACCGUGACAACGGCAUGGUGCUGCUCAAAAUCGUCGGUCUCGGCAACGGCUACCUGCAGGCGGUGAUGGAGCGCGAAUCGAACUGGAUGCUCGUGCCGGAGCAGCAGCUAAACCUGAUGAUCCAGCAUUCGAUGACGAUACUGAUGCAGAUAUUGCGUCUGAAGUGGCACAUCCACGAGUACGACCUGUCCCCGCUGGAAUCGGCGAUCUACACGCAGCCAAAGCAGCGCGACACGCUGCGCAUCAUCCCGAUGGUGACGGGGUACAUGAGCAACAUCUUCAAUCCCCGGCUGCCUAUUCUGUCCUGCCGCCUGUUGCGCCGGUUUGCGAUCGAGUUUCGCAUGUCGCUGCUGGCGUGUUUGGACAUGGAACCGGACCAGAUCCGGCACACGUUCCUCGAGCGGCUGCACGAUGAAAUUGAGAGCGACGAUCUGAAGCUGGCCGUGCUGGAGUUUGUCGAAUCGUGCGUACACAAGCAGCCCGGAUUGACGGAAGCGUUCUUCAAGGUGAACUACGGCAAACCCGAUCGUCGGUUGCUGCUGGCAAAGGAUGGUGCGGCGGCCUCGGGCAGUAGUGGCAAGGGCCGCCCGAAAACGAUGAUUAACGACGGCAUACCGACGUACAUGGAGGAGUUUCUCGAGGCCAUUUCGAACGAUCCGGCCAAACUGGCCAGCCCGCUGCUGUCGCGCAUUAUGUCGCUGUUUCACGCGCUGUGGAAGAACAACAUGCAGGCGCUGGUGAAGGGUUUGCUGCAGAAGCCAAACUUUUGGUCCUCGCUGUGCAAUCCGCUGUUUAGCGAGCAGACCUCGAGCAAUGUGCGCUCGUACAGUCAGCUGUUCAACAUACUCGGCAUUGAACUGUUUCGCGUCAGCUCGGCUACCGGCCUCAAGAUGGGCCCGGAGCUGACGAAGGUGUUCGAACGCUUCACCCAAACGUUCGGCAUCUUCAAGCGGUGGGUUGAUAUUGUGCUUGAGCUGCCGCACGCUGACACCCACCGGCAGACGGCAGAUGGAAGCGAAGGCAAUGUGAGCGUCGGUUCCGGCGGAGGAGGUGGCGGCCGUACUGAUAAUGCCAAUGAUCCUACGCCCGACUGGCUAGGACGGUUGCAAUCGUUCAAGGAUUUGAUCGUGCUGAUCGUACGCAAAAAAGAGCCCGGCAUUUCGCUGCCCGAUCGAUGCAAAACGUACCUAGCGGAGCGGUUGCUGGCGGUGCUGGUCGAACGGGUGGAGCAACUGCAGGAUUUGCGCCCACUGAUCGUACUGUCGGAGCUGUACCUGAUCGUGCUGUCCGAUUUCGAUCACAAGUUUACCGAGGACGCGACCAAGGACGACCAGAUGCUGGGGCAGAUCGAAACGCUGCUCAGUCUGCUGGCCAUUUCGUACGCCGAUAUACACCAGCGGGCCAAGGAGGCGUUGCUGGCGAUCGGCAUUAAGACGGUCGAACUGCAGGCCGACUGUUUGCUGCAGAACUACACGCUCGCGGCGGAGAUAACGCGCGCGGCAGUGGACAUUGCCGGGGAGGAGAUACACGCGCUCGAGCUUGCCAUUCAGGCGCACGGGCUGAAGGCCAAAACGGUGAGCGACGCGAUCGAGGGCAAGCAGUACAAUUCGCUACUGCUAGCGACACCUAUCGAGUAUCGUCUAAAGCUGAUGAAAGGCGACGAGGAUAAACGUACGUCGCAACCCUAUCGUGAAUUAGUAGGUUGUCUGAUGUAUGCAGCUCAGACGACAAGACCUGAUCUGGCCGCUGCAGUGAACUUCUUCAGUCAGUAUCAGAGUUGUCCAACGGACGAGCAUUGGACACAUCUCAAGAGAAUCCUUCGCUACAUACAAGGAUCUCUAGAUGUGGGGCUCGUGUAUCGCAGAGGCAGAGGAAAAGCGCUGGAGGUGUAUUCGGAUGCAGAUUGGGCCAAUGACCCCAACGAUAGACGAUCAGUGAGCGGAAGCGUUUUCAAAAUGUUCGGAUCGACCGUGGCCUGGAUCACCCGGAAACAACCCAAGUAG
Messenger RNA from Anopheles merus, 4555 nucleotides. RefSeq names its product nucleoporin Nup188-like. Lineage: Eukaryota; Metazoa; Arthropoda; Insecta; Diptera; Culicidae. The record is from RefSeq and is a predicted model, not a curated record. Gene Ontology annotation, biological process: protein import into nucleus; RNA export from nucleus. Gene Ontology annotation, molecular function: structural constituent of nuclear pore. Gene Ontology annotation, cellular component: nuclear pore inner ring. The coding region runs from base 236 to 4555 and encodes 1439 amino acids. The transcript is spliced from 4 exons.